Messenger RNA from Glycine soja, 434 nucleotides. RefSeq lists its product as uncharacterized. NCBI's taxonomy places the organism in Eukaryota, Viridiplantae, Streptophyta, Magnoliopsida, Fabales, Fabaceae. Gene Ontology annotation, cellular component: TIM23 mitochondrial import inner membrane translocase complex. The record is from RefSeq and is a predicted model, not a curated record. Gene Ontology annotation, biological process: protein import into mitochondrial matrix; protein insertion into mitochondrial inner membrane. The transcript has 3 exons. Bases 73 to 288 code for a protein of 71 amino acids.
CUUAAUAAAAGCAAAUUCUGAUUAAAAAAAUAGAAGUCUGAAGGCGAGGUUAAGCAUAGAAGAAAGAAGAGAAUGGCUAGAGACAGCGUCCUAACACGCGUGGCGACCGGAGCCGCCGUUGGCGGUGCUAUCGGCGGCGCAGUCGGUGCUGUUUAUGGGACUUACGAUGCAAUUAGGUAUAAGGUUCCUGGACUCCUCAAGAUAAGGCAUAUAGGGCAGACCACUCUGGGAAGUGCAGCUGUAUUUAGCUUGUUCCUAGCGGCAGGAACCUUGAUACGAUCUCACUAGUUUGUUUCCUUAGAUUUUGCAGUCAUGGUGACGAGUUUUCUUUCAAUUUUAGCCAGCAAAAAUUGCCAUGUAACCUCACAUUAAUCUUUUGGGUGUUGACAUUAUAUAAAGUUCUUUUUAAUAAAAAAACAGAAAAUUAUGACAAA